This is a messenger RNA of Silurus meridionalis, 1489 nucleotides long. RefSeq names its product keratin, type I cytoskeletal 13-like. The record is from RefSeq and is a predicted model, not a curated record. Gene Ontology annotation, molecular function: structural molecule activity. Lineage: Eukaryota; Metazoa; Chordata; Actinopteri; Siluriformes; Siluridae. The coding region runs from base 136 to 1401 and encodes 421 amino acids. The transcript is spliced from 8 exons.
GGAUGACAUUCCUGGAGGUCAAGUUCCACUGCUAAGCCCAGUAUAAAAAGGAGUUUUGAAGGUUAGAUCCAUCACUCUGUGUGCUUCGAGUCCAUUUAUCAAACGCCAAAAAGUUUGAAGCAAAAGAACGGCAUCAUGACAUCAAACUUCUACUCCAGCACCUCUGUGAGCAACCGAUCCUCCAGGUUGAGCCGAAUCUCGAACACAUCCCGUGCCGUCAGCGUGUACGGAGGAGCAGGAAGUUCUGGUGUGAGGAUCUCCUCUGCACCCUUUGGGUUUAAGCAGGUGGGACACAGCACUGCAGGUUCAGAAGACUCUGUGAUCAUCGUAAAUGAAAAGCUGACGAUGCAGAACCUGAACGACCGCCUUGCCUCAUACCUGGCAAAGGUGCGAUCUCUGGAGAAGGCCAAUGCAGAUCUGGAGCUGAAGAUUCGCCAGUUCCUUGACAGCAAGUUAGCACCCAAGGCUCGAGACUAUUCUGCCUAUUGGGCCACCAUCAGUGAUCUGCAGAACAAGAUCUAUGCAGCAAUCCAUCUGAAGGGAGGCGUGCUCCUCAGCAUGGAGAACUCGCAGCUGACCAGGGAGGACUUCAGGAUUAAGUACGAGCACGAGGCAGUGAUGCGCCAGACAGUAGAGGGAGACAUUGCUGGGCUGAAGAAGCUUCUGGAGGAUCUCAAACUGUCCAAGAAGGACCUAACUCUGCAGCUGGAUAGCCUGAAAGAGGAACUUGCUUUCCUCAAGAAGAACCAUGAGGAGGAGAUGUCACUGGCGCGUCAGCAGAUGGGAGGGCAGGUGCACGUGGAGGUUGAUGCCACACCUCAGGAGGACCUCAGUAAAGUUCUGGCAGAGCUGCGUGAACAUUAUGAAGCGAUCACUGCUAAAAACAAGAAACAAAUGGAGAACUGGUUUAAAGCCGAGACGGAGACACUGAAAAAAGAGGUGGUCACUCACACGGAGAUUCUGCAGACGUCUCACAGCGAAAUCAAAACCCUGAAAUCCCGUCUGCAGGCUCUGGAGAUUGAGCUGCAGUCUCAGCUGUCCAUGAAAGCGUCACUGGAGAGCACACUGAAUGAGACGAAGGCGCGUUGGGCAAUGCGUCUGUCCUCGUACCAAAGCCAGGUAACGAGUAUGGAGGAGCAGCUGGUGCAGCUUCGUGCUGAUCUUUCUCGCCAGGCUCAGGAGUAUCAGAUGCUGCUGGACAUCAAGACCAGGCUGGAGCUGGAGAUCGCUGAGUACAGGAGACUGCUGGAUGGAGAACUGACCACCAAGAACACUGUCACCUCCUCCUCUUCCUCCACCUCCAGCACCACCUCCAGGACCAAGGUGAUCACAGUAGUACAGGAGGUGGUGGAUGGGAAGGUGAUCUCCUCCACAUCAUCCACCUCCUCAUAUGUCAAAUAAAGCUGAGACUCAUCAGUUGCAAUGCUGCACAGCACCACCAUGUGGCUGAGAGCAAAACUACACUGGAAUAAACUCAAAAUGCAUCACA